AUGACCCAAGCCAUCUUCGGGGGCGGGAGUAACUACGGGGGCGGAGGAGGUGACCACGGAGGAGGUGGCCACGGUGGAGGCGGUGGCGGAGGCGUCGGCUACUCCGGGGGGUUCAGCCACACCCCCGGCCGCAGCCCCGGGAAGGGCUACAGCACGGACGGCUUCGAGGGCUUCGGCCCUCUGGACAACUCCUACACAGAUGACUUCGCAGCUGUUCAUAGCGGAGGCGGUCUAUUCGACGGCUUUAAAGACGACUGGUCAGACGGUGAUUUUGAAGGCCUGGGAUCCGAUAAGAAGGAAUCAGUUGCAGGAGAUGGACAAGGAUCAUCAUCUCGAAGACGGCGACCAGGCACAUCCCGCCACAGAAUGAGACCCAACAGGAGCAGAACGCGGAAAGGCGAAGGGGACCAAAACAACGACGAGGUUACGCAAGAAGAAACAAGAAACACCGAAAAUACGAAUUCAGAUAGAGUUGUGGCUCAUCGACAUGGUUUGGAGAACACUAACGUAGAACCUCCCGUAGAAAAGGACGAAAAGCAGGGCGAUCUUCCGGACGCGAGUGUACUUUUUGGCCUCACAGAACGCUACUACGCUCGUGCGCAUUAGGUCACAUUGCGUGAUUGAUGUUCGUUGUAUAUGCACGCUGGAAGGAGUUGCUAUGAUUUAACAGCAGACGAAGACACAAAGGAGCAGUCCAUUGCGUGUUUGACGCCCGGGUAUAAUUUGCCACCCCCCACAAAAAGCCAACAUAUUUAAGAAAACCUUUGAAAUCGUAUAAUAAAUUAACAAUU
This is a messenger RNA of Gryllus bimaculatus (two-spotted cricket), 791 nucleotides long. Lineage: Eukaryota; Metazoa; Arthropoda; Insecta; Orthoptera; Gryllidae. The record is from the annotation of a GenBank genome assembly.